This is a messenger RNA of Diorhabda carinulata, 2007 nucleotides long. Its product is annotated as hyaluronidase-like. The coding region runs from base 360 to 1526 and encodes 388 amino acids. The transcript is spliced from 6 exons. NCBI's taxonomy places the organism in Eukaryota, Metazoa, Arthropoda, Insecta, Coleoptera, Chrysomelidae. Gene Ontology annotation, biological process: carbohydrate metabolic process; defense response; hyaluronan catabolic process. The record is from RefSeq and is a predicted model, not a curated record. Gene Ontology annotation, molecular function: hyalurononglucosaminidase activity.
GAUCGAUGUUUCUUUAACUAAUAUACUGGUCUCGACUAAACGGAUAAAAAAAGAAAACCACAGGGAAGACCCGUGAUCGUGAACUAGUGGUCGAAGUAUGAAGUAUGGUGUAAAAGGAAAUAGGGAAGAAAUACCGCAAGUGUAUUACCCGUUUUUGUCGAAAUUGUGUUGUUGAAAUGUGCAAGUGUUAAACAAUUAAUAACAUCACUUAGAUACAAGUUCCUUCCUGAAUUUCUUGAUAAGAAUAUAGUAACACUAUAAUAUGUUCUAACGUUAAAACAAAUCAAUUAUUAUCUUACGUGAUUCCAUUAAUACUUAAAUGACUAAGACUUAAUCGAUUAUAUUCAAUAUAAUUCAAAAUGGCAAGUGUAUCAUUCUUCGUAAAGAUAUGGAUAUGCCGUGCAACACUUAACUACAACCUAACAAUUUGUGCAAUUAUCUAUUUCAGUAAAGAUAUUAAUCUAGAGCAUCCUGUAAUCAUAAGAAGCAAUAAGCAAAAGCAAAUAAACGCAUACUGGAACAUUCCAACUUUUCAAUGUGAUUCCCAUAAACUGAAUUUUUCGGCGUUGGCAGAAAAAUAUGGAAUUGUACAAAACGACAACGACAGAUUUAGAGGCAAAUUUAUUAAUAUUUUAUACGACCCUGGUGAUUUUCCUGCUAUUUUAAAAACUGGUACAAAGACUGUAUUAAGAAAUGGUGGCGUACCUCAAGAAGGAAAUCUCACAAGACAUUUGAAAAUAUUUGAGAACAUUCUAAAUCAAUUAAUUCCGGAUGAAUCGUUUUCAGGUAUUGGAAUAAUCGAUUUCGAAAGCUGGAGGCCAAUAUUUCGUCAGAACUUUGGAAAACUAGAUGAGUAUAAAUCAAUUUCUAUAGCUAUAGAGAAAGAAAAACAUCCUUUUUGGACCAAAAAUCUCUUAAUUAAAGAAGCGACACAAAGGUUCGAGGAUGCUGCUAAGAUAUUCAUGGCACAAACUUUAUUGAUUGCAAAAAGAUCAAGACCCAAAGCAACUUGGGGAUAUUAUGCAUAUCCUUAUUGUUUUAAUAUGUCGCCAAAUAAUAUGAAGCAAACGUGUCCUCCUGAAGUCGUAGCAGAAAAUGGCAGGUAUAUUCGUUCUAACCGGAAAAGUACUUUUAAACGUCUCAGAGCAAAAAGGAAACUAAAAUGGUUAUUCCAGCUUACAGACAAUUUUUACCCGUCAGUUUAUAUAGGAAACUCAAGUUAUUCAAUGGUUGAUAAAAUUAAAAUGGUUAAAGGAAGAAUUAAUGAAUCGAUUAGAAUAAGAAAUAGUUUGAACGUUAGAAAAAACAUCAUUCUAUAUUUUUGGUUCAAGUACCAAGACACAAACAAAUUUUUAUCCAAGGAAGAUUUGUUAAAUCUUUUUACCGUAAUAUCAAAGAGCAAUAUCGAUGGAGUGGUCAUUUGGGGAAGCAGUAAUGAUGUGAAUACUAAACAAAAGUGCUUAGAACUUCAUCAGUAUAUUGACGAUGUACUAGGACCGAUACUUAGCCAUAUUUUAGUAAAUUAGUAGAUUGAAGCCUUGUUUUGAUAAAGCGUACUAUAGUGUUUGUGAUACUGACAAAAAGUGUUACUUUUUAGAGGUUGGUAUGCAAUCAAACACUGCCUUUAAUAUAAAAUUGUUUUAUUGACUUAAUUUUUUCUACAAAUCCGUUAUAUACAAAAUGAUAAUAAAUAAUUUACAAAUAUAAUUAUAAAAUUCUUUAUUGGGAAACUUAUUUCUGACUGUUAUAGUUUCAAGCACAUAUACAAGAUGCAACAAAAAUGUAGGUCAACCAAUUCAACAUCAUACUCGAGUCAAUAAUUACUCGAUUGAAUGAAGAUGGCAGACAUUAUCAUAAUCUUGCCUGAAGUUGUGCGUGUUUCAAUGUUAGUUGGCUUUCAAUAGCCUCGUAUUUAGUUGUGUAUAUUUUUCGUUUUUUAAUUUUUCAAUUUUUAUUGUGAACAGAAUCUGAUUUAUUUUUAUUGAAAUAAAUUAUGUUUCACAUGAA